Molecule: messenger RNA, 1321 nt
Organism: Limanda limanda (common dab)
Lineage: Eukaryota; Metazoa; Chordata; Actinopteri; Pleuronectiformes; Pleuronectidae
Gene: tmigd1
Product: transmembrane and immunoglobulin domain containing 1
Exons: 6
Coding region: 56-814 (252 amino acids)
Source: RefSeq, a predicted model, not a curated record
AAGGAGGGAGCGAGAGGGAACAGAGAGAGCAAGGGUUCAUCCGCACAACAGUAAAAUGAAGCUGAUGUCCACACCCCAUCUUUUCCAUUUCCUCCUCUUCUGUGCAACGCAGACAUUAGGCGUCAGGAUUCAGUCUGACUCAGUCGUUGGCAGUGAGGGUUUGAUUCAGAUCGAGCUGGAGGGGACUGUGUCUCUGCUCUGCCUGUCUGACGGCAACUCUGAGACUGAGCCCGAUGAAGACCUGGUGUGGCUGAGGAAUGGCGCCAUGGUCAGCUUGAUGGCAGAAAAUAAAAAGAAUGGCAGCCGAGUAUGUGUGACACCUGUCCUCCAAGAAGAUAACGCCGCCACGUUCACCUGCCACCUGAGCAGCAAUGCCUCCAUUAGUGACUCAGUCACCCUGAACGUCACAUACCCCCCGCCGAUCAUGGGGGCAGAGGAGCUUGUCGUGGAAGAGGAGUCAGUGCUCGUCCUGCAGUGUGACAUCCUGGCCAAUCCACAAGUCUCCUCCUUGGUGUGGACAGUGAAUGGAAGCACAGUGGAUCUAUUGACCGGCGGCUUCACGUUGACCAAUGACGGCGUUAGGAGCCAACUGAUUGCCAACAGCGUGGACAGAAGCCUGCACGCGGCCUCGUAUCGGUGCCUGGCGAAUUCUCCCCUCUAUGGAGAGUUCGAGAAGAACUUCCAAGUCACAGUAACAGACAAGCUCAUGAAGUUCCCGCUGAUGCCCAUUAUAGCGGGGUUGGUGGUUGUGUGCCUCACAGCCAUUCUUGCUGUGGUUGCACGAUGGAGAAAAAUCAGACAGUGCUGCAAGUAGUGUCCAAAACAGCUGCUCUUCUCGACUUCACCAAAUGAGGCCCUGAAGACGUCGCACCUCUCCGCAAAUAACCAUUUACGUAGGCCUUGUAUUUAAUUUUGGAUUAUGUUGUCAACAAUAACAUUGUUAGAGGAAAGGUUGAACAUCAUAGGAAAAGCACUUAUUUUCUUUCUUGCUGAAAGUUUGGAAGCCUAAAGACUGGAAUCAAAGGGAAACAGCUAGGAAGGCUGUGUCGAGAAGAAAUCCCCAUUAAAACCAUGAGUGGUUUUCAAACAAGAGAUAUGACGUGUUGAUAAGUGAUGCUGUCAACUGUAACCAUGUUUGUCAUGAAAUCAUUAAUAAUGGCAGCGGAAUCCAGGAAACGUUCCACAGUGAGCCUUGACAUGAUUCUUUUGUGCUGGUUACUUGUCAUACUGUGAUGCUUCCUGACCCUGUGAUGCAGAAGUGAGCUUAUAAGACUCCAUCACCUGUAUCCUUAUUCAUAUCUUUGCAAUAAAGGUAUUUUUG